UGAUUAUUGACUUUAUUCUUCUAUUCCCACCACCCUCUUUCUCCCACAUCUUUCAUCUGCUUUGAUCAUCCUCUCUCUCUCUCUCUCUCUCUCUCUCUCAGCCAGUCUCCUUUUCUCUUUCCCCCCUUAGUAUUCUCUGUUCCACAGCAUUGUCUCCUUCUCUUCUGUGGUAUCUCCGUCGCUGUGUUGUCCCUCCGUCAUGCUGGAUCACAUGUCUCGGCGUUCCCGCUCUUUCCUCUCCCUGUCUCUGACCUCGAUGGCGCUGGCUCUCUCUGUCCUGGCCUUCUGCACCUCCUACUGGUGCGAGGGGACGCACAAGGUGGUCAAGCCUCUGUGCCUCUCCCCCGUCAAGAUGAAGAACUGCGGGGCCAACAACAGCGAACCGUACACCACCGAGAAGCCCACGCGUGAUCCCAAAAACGAGUCCUUGGAACCCAUCUCAACGCUUUCACCGAAGAGAAUGGAAGAGCUCCUCAAGAUCCGGCAGAGGCAGCUGGCCAACGCGGUCCACUAUAUCUGGGAGACGGGAGAGGACAAAUUCAUGUUUAGAUACUUCCACACGGGCUUCUGGGAGUCCUGCGAGAAACACACUGAUGGAGAACAGUGCCGCAGUUUCAUUGAACUGACUCCAGGAGAGACUCAAGGGGUCCUGUGGCUGUCCGUGGUGUCAGAGAUCAUGUACAUCAGCCUGCUGUCCAUGGGCUUCCUGCUCAUGUGGCUGGAGGUCCUGUGCUCCCGCAGCGAGAUGCACGCGCUCAAGAUCAACGCCUACGCCGCCAUCUGCACGGUUCUGUCCGGACUAAUGGGAAUGGUGGCUCACAUGAUGUACACCACCGUGUUCCAGGUGACUGUGAGCAUGGGACCCAAGGAUUGGAGACCCCAGACUUGGGAUUAUGGGUGGUCGUUUGCGCUGGCCUGGAUCUCCUUCAGCUGCUGCAUGGCCGCAGCUGUCUUCACACUCAACUCCUACACCAAAACCCUCAUCGAGAUCCGGCGCUGGCAGAGACUGCGAACGGAGGAGGCUCGGGCCAACUACGCCCCGUCCUACGACGAGGUGGUCCCAGGGGGCGGAGUCUACUCCAUCAACGGCCUGCUGCCAUGUCAGGACGGACUGAUUGAAACAGUGUGGCCCAGGGAUGGGGUCAGGGAUGGGGAUGGGAUGGGCAGGGGGGUGGGGGUGGAUGUGGGGAUGGCAGAGGCGCCCACGCUGGCGCUGGUUGGGGAGUGCGGGACUGAGGGGUGCGAGGACUGCGAGAGAGAGGACGGGUAUGCGACCUGUGAGAGAGAGGAAGGGUGCGAGGAAUGUGGAAUAUAG
Anguilla rostrata (American eel) is the source of this 1315-nucleotide messenger RNA. RefSeq names its product germ cell-specific gene 1-like protein. The transcript is spliced from 7 exons. NCBI's taxonomy places the organism in Eukaryota, Metazoa, Chordata, Actinopteri, Anguilliformes, Anguillidae. Gene Ontology annotation, cellular component: plasma membrane. The record is from RefSeq and is a predicted model, not a curated record. The coding region runs from base 200 to 1315 and encodes 371 amino acids.